CGUCGAAGUAUCGUCGAUUCACCUCAGCAGGAUUUUUUUUUUACUAUCGAAUAUUCUUUUUUGUGCAUCUUUUUAGAAAUUGGAGUAACGGAAAAGUUCGUCUGGUUUAGUAUGGAGAGGACAGCGAAACAGCUGGCUGUGUCUAAGUAUGGUGAUGUUCUUCUCAACGUAGCUUCGUCACAAUUUGAAUGGGAAAAAGCUGAGGCAUAUGUACAUGUCAUGGAGGCACGUGAAGCCACUUUAAAAAAGAAACUGGAUAAAAUAAAAAAGCAGAUGAAACAUGCAGAGGACAAUCUCAAAGACAAUGAAACCGAGGGAGUUGGAACUAAAGGAGCAAAUGUAACUCAGUUUGAUGCAACUCAAUCAGAUGCAACUCAGUCAGAUGCAACCCAGUUAGAUGCAACUCAGUCAGAUGCAACUCAGUCAGAUGAAACUCAGUCAGAUGCAACUCAAUCAGAUGUAACUCAGUCAGAUACAACUCAGUCAGAUGUAACUCAGUCAGAUGUAACUCAGUCAGAUUUAACUCAAUCAGAUGUAACUCAAUCAGAUGCAACUCAGUCAGAUACAACUCAGUCAGAUGCAACUCAGUCAGAUGUAACUCAGUUAGAUGCAACUCAAUCAGAUACAACUCAAUCAGAUACAACUCAGUCAGAUGUAACUCAGUCAGAUACAACUCAAUCAGAUGCAACUCAGUUAGAUGCAACUCAGUCAGAUACAACUCAGUCAGAUACAACCCAGUUAGAUGCAACUCAAUCAGAUACAACUCAAUCAUAUACAACUCAGUCAGAUGUAACUCAGUCAGAUGCAACUCAGUCAGAUACAACUCAGUCAGAUGCAACUCAGUCAGAUACAACUCAAUCAGAUGCAACUCAGUUAGAUGCAACUCAGUCAGAUGCAACUCAGUUAGAUGCAACUCAGUCAGAUGCAACUCAGUUAGAUGUAACUCAGUCAGAUUUAACUCAGUCAGAUGAAACUCAGUCAGAUUUAACUCAAUCAGAUGUAACUCAAUCAGAUGUAACUCAAUCAGAUGUAACUCAGUCAGAUACAACUCAAUCAGAUGUAACUCAGUCAGAUUUAACUCAAUCAGAUGUAACUCAAUCAGAUGCAACUCCGUUAGAUGCAACUCAGUCAGAUGCAACCCAGUUAGAUGCAACUCAAUCAGAUACAACUCAAUCAGAUGUAACUCAGUCCGAUGCAACUCAGUCAGAUGCAACUCAGUUAGAUGCAACUCAGUCAGAUGCAACUCAGUCAGAUACAACUCAGUCAGAUGCAACUCAGUCAGAUUCAACUCAGUCAGAUGCAACUCAAUCAGAUGCAACUCAGUCAAAUGCAACUCAAUCAGAUGCAACUCAGUCAGAUGCAACUCAGUCAGAUACAACUCAAUCAGAUGCAACUCAGUUAGAUGCAACUCAGUCAGAUGCAACUCAGUUAGAUGCAACUCAGUCAGAUGCAACUCAAUCAGAUGCAACUCAGUCAGAUGCAACUCAGUCAGAUACAACUCAAUCAGAUGCAACUCAGUUAGAUGCAACUCAGUCAGAUGCAACUCAGUCAGAUGCAACUCCGUUAGAUGCAACUCAGUCAGAUGCAACUCAGUCAGAUGCAACUCAGUUAGAUGCAACUCAGUCAGAUGCAACUCAAUCAGAUGCAACUCAGUCAGAUGCAACUCAGUCAGAUACAACUCAAUCAGAUGCAACUCAGUUAGAUGCAACUCAGUCAGAUGCAACUCAGUCAGAUUCAACUCCGUUAGAUGCAACUCAGUCAGAUGCAACUCAGUUAGAUGCAACUCAGUCAGAUGCAACUCAGUCAGAUGCAACUCAGUUAGAUGCAACUCAGUCAGAUGCAACUCAGUCAGAUACAACUCAAUCAGAUGCAACUCAGUUAGAUGCAACUCAGUCAGAUGCAACUCAGUUAGAUGCAACUCAGUCAGAUGCAACUCAAUCAGAUGCAACUCAGUCAGAUGCAACUCAUUGGAUGCAACUCAGUCAGAUGCAACUCAAUCAGAUGCAACUCAGUUAG
Messenger RNA from Mytilus trossulus (common blue mussel), 2016 nucleotides. RefSeq names its product serine-rich adhesin for platelets-like. NCBI's taxonomy places the organism in Eukaryota, Metazoa, Mollusca, Bivalvia, Mytilida, Mytilidae. Bases 112 to 2016 code for a protein of 634 amino acids. The transcript has 4 exons. The record is from RefSeq and is a predicted model, not a curated record.